CGGUUCCUCUCCGUUACUCUCACUUGCACACGUUCCACCCAUGGCCACUCGUCUAGGACGCCGUUUCAUCUCUCAGGUCGCACGUCCGACGGCGCGCGUCGCCCGUACCGUGAAUGCGACUGGCAGACGAUGCAUGAGCACCGCCGAGCACGGCGCGCACCCCACGGGAAGCGACACCCCAUGGAUGAUUGGCUCAGCUCUUGUCUUCGGGCCUGCUCUCAUCUACCUUCUGUACCCCUCGUCUAAAAAGAGCUCACAUACUGCUGCGCAUACCCACGGUGCGCACGACGAGCACCAUGAGAAGCAGGAACCUGAGGCCCCGGCAGAACAGGAAGAAACUCAGGAGGAGGCACCAGCUUCUGAAGAGAAGCAGGAUUCCGUGACCGAUGCAGAUGGUGAGACCGUCUCUGGCGACGAGGUGAAGGAAUCUAUACAACAGGCAGCUAGCAACGACCUCCCUCCUGACGCGCAAGCACAAGAGGAGCAAGACGCCAAGUUCAGUUCUGGCUCGCCAGGUAUAACUUCCGAGGCGGAGAGCAAGCCCGACCAAAAGGAAAAGCCACAGACGCAGUUGCACACCGGCACGCUCCAGAGCGAUGAGGAUUCGGGCCCGACCAACAUCGGCGAUGCCCGCCAGGCCGCCGCGAGCGGUGAGGCCCCGAAGGAGGCCAAGGACAAUUGAUAUGUUGUUGAUAGAUGUUGCCUAGGCAGUCAGCCAGUGCACCGAUGAACUUGCAUCUCAA
This is a messenger RNA of Postia placenta MAD-698-R-SB12, 743 nucleotides long. RefSeq lists its product as hypothetical. The record is from RefSeq and is a predicted model, not a curated record. The transcript is spliced from 6 exons. Lineage: Eukaryota; Fungi; Basidiomycota; Agaricomycetes; Polyporales; Adustoporiaceae. Bases 41 to 682 code for a protein of 213 amino acids.